Molecule: messenger RNA, 3750 nt
Organism: Myxocyprinus asiaticus (Chinese sucker)
Lineage: Eukaryota; Metazoa; Chordata; Actinopteri; Cypriniformes; Catostomidae
Product: peptidyl-prolyl cis-trans isomerase FKBP1A-like
Exons: 4
Coding region: 79-405 (108 amino acids)
Molecular function (GO): peptidyl-prolyl cis-trans isomerase activity
Source: RefSeq, a predicted model, not a curated record
UGCCUCAAACAGCUGUUAGUUGCCGCGGAGAGACACUGUGCAGGAGGGCUGUUCUGAAGGAUACACGAGCGGGACAAAAUGGGAGUGGAGAUCGAGACCAUAACCCCCGGCGAUGGAAGGACUUUUCCCAAAAAAGGACAGACAUGCGUGGUGCAUUAUGUUGGCUCUCUGACAGAUGGACGGAAGUUUGACUCUUCCCGUGACCGUGACAAGCCAUUUAAAUUCAAGAUCGGUAAACAGGAAGUGAUCCGUGGCUGGGAGGAAGGUAUUGUGCAGAUGAGUGUGGGCCAACGUGCAAAGCUGACCUGUUCGCCUGACUAUGCCUAUGGUAAUAAAGGCCAUCCUGGGAUUAUUCCUCCAAAUGCAACCCUUAUCUUCGAUGUGGAGCUUCUCAGUUUGGAGUAAUUUAAUAUUCUUCACUGACUUUUGUUAAUUUUGUAUUAUUUUAUCAAUGUUUCAAGUGUCAAAAUGUUAAGUCCUAUAAUAAAGAACUGACCGCAGUAUUGGGACACUAGAACUAAAUCAGUUUUCUCUUUCUGUCAGGCCAUAUUUUCAGUCAUUCUUUUCAGAACUAGCCUUAUUCAGCAUUAGCAUCCAUACAGUUUUCCUCCUAUUUUAGACAUUUAAAGAGAAGCCAGAAAGAUAUGUACUGGAUUUGUAUAGGAGUCCUCCCAUAUCCUAUUUCUUUUUCUCAAGCCUCUUUUCAUUACAAUUUUGUACUUUUCCUUUGUCGAUGAUAGGAUAACACCAAAAUCCUUGCAAUGUCCUAAAUCUUAAAGGAAUUGUGCACGCAAAAAUGAUAAUUCUCUCAUUAUUUACUCACAUUCAAGUUGUCAAAGUCAUAUGACUUACUUUCUUCUGCAGAACAUGAACACAGAUAUUUUGAAGUAUGUACGAUGAGUUUUUGUCCAUACAAUGUUUCAGCAUAAAAGUAAUCAGUAAGACUCAAGUGAAUUAAUCCAUAUCUUCUGAAGCGAUUUGAUACCUUUGGAUGAAAGACAAAGCAAAAAUUCAGUCCUUAUUCACCAAAACUCUUCAGUCUUCACUGCAGCCCAUCUCCUGUGCACAUUAGAAAACAAGUCAUAUGAGGUUGAUAUGGUGUGAGGAUGAGUAAAUGAUGAGAAUUUUCAUAUUUGGGUGAACUAUUCCUUCAAACUUGAACCUUUGAAUGAACCCUUAAUAUUUUUAUUCUUUUGGGACUUAGCUAUUAUAGUUAUAAAUUACAACAUAAGUUACGACUCAGUUAUAGUAUUUUCUCACACUGUGAUUUGUGGUGGCUUGAGACCAAGUAGUAAUGUGACAGAAAUUAAUUUGACAGAAAUGAAUGUUAACACAUUUAUUUCAGAAUCCUAUUUUGUAAAAACAAACUAAAAUGUAUUUAUUUUAAAGAUGUUAUGUUUGGGGAUAUACAAAUUGCAAUAUUUGUUGCAUUUAAUAAAGCAGUAACAUUUUAAAUGAGUUAUCAUACUAGAUUGGAAUAAGUACGUCAUUUUCACCCAGAUUUGAAUUGUUAGGUUUAAACAGAAAGACAAUGGUUCACUGGUUUUGAUUAGUAUAAUGAAGCAAUACUUGUGCCUCCUUGUGUGUUUGACACCUGCCGGAGUAACACUGGUUUUGUACUUUUAAGAAGUGUGCAUAUUAACUGAGAAAGUGCUGUAAAUCAACUGAAAUUAUGAUAGUCCAGGCUCAUAUAAAGUGAUAACAUACUGUAUAAAGUGAAAGUACUGAAAUCCGAAGUCUAUCAUUUUGGUGUUUUUUUGUUUUUGUUUUUUUUUUGCAGUAUUUUAUCCAAAACUAUUUGGAAGUGUUUUUACACAUUUGACACAUCAGCAAUGCAUGCGUGGCAUUAUUAGUGCUUGUAAGGAUUUUGUGAUCAUGUUUUCACCUGACAGACUGAAAGACAAAAAGGGGUUGUGGUAGCAUUCUUAGUAAAGUGUUACCUACACUUCCAUAUUUUCAAAACACUAAUUGCCAUUGUAGACUGCUGCCAAGACAACUGAUGUGAUUAUAUUGGAUGCAGAGACAGUGGCAAUACUGUUUUUAUGGGCAUGAAAAUUAAGUUUUAAUUUAAAGGAAAUCUGCAGACAUAAAUACUUGAGUCUAUGUGGACUAUUUCUGUGAUCACAGGUCAAGCAUCUAAUCUAUGGCUUUAAUAUUUCUUUACUGCCCUGUAUAUGUAUAUACUGACAUACAGAGGCAAAAUCAAUGAACAUACAAAUUUGUUGUCGCAAUAAAGUGCUUUUUACAUGCUUUGGGAAAUGCUGCUUGCUUUGAUUUCUUUUUAUCAUGCUAAAUAAGUACCUCCACUGUUGUUCUUUAUGACUGUUUUUGUUUACCAAUAAUAAUUUUUGUGUCCACCCACAAUGCGCUAUAAUAAAGUAUAUGAAAGUUUAAAGGGAUAGUUCACCCAAAUAUAAAAUUAUCUCAUCAUUUACUCACCCUCAUGCCAUCCCAGAUCUGUAUGACUUUCCUUCUUCAGUAAAACACUUUUAGUAGAAGACCUUUAGGAGAGCUUUGAAGCUCCAAAAAGCAAUUUCCAAAUUCCUGAAGGUACCACGUUCAUCUGUACAAACAAUAGUAUGCAAGUAUAAACACCAUGGGAGCACGCAGCCAUCAUACCACUCAGGAAGGAGACGCAUUCUGUCUCCUAGAGAUGAAUGUAGUUUGGUGCAAAAAGUGCAAAUCAUUCCCAGAACAACAGCAAAGGACCUUGUGAAGAUGCUGUAGGAAACAGGUAGAGAAGUAUCUAUAUCCACAGUAAAAUGAGUCCUAUAUCGACAUAACCUGAAAGGCUGCUCAGCAAGGAGGAAGCCACUGCUCCAAAACCACCAUAAAAAAGCCAGACUACAGUUUGCAAGUGCACAUGGGUACAAAGAUCUUACUUUUUGGAGAAAUGUCCUCUGAUCUGAUGAAAGAAAAAACUGGACUGUUUGGCCGUAAUGACCAUCAUUAUGUUUAGAGAAAAAAGGUGAGGCUUGCAAGUCAAAGAACACUAUCCCAACCGUGAAGCAUGGGGGUGGCAGCAUCAUGUUGUGUGGGUGCUUUGCUGCAGGAGGGACUGGUACACUUCACAAAAUAGAUGGCAUCAUGAGGAAGGAAAAUUAUGGGGAUAUAUUGAAGCAACAUCUCAAGACAUCAGCCAGGAAGUUAAAGCUCGGUCGCAAAUGGAUCUUCCAAAUGGACAAUGACCCCAAGCAUACCUCCAAAGUUGUGGCAAAAGGGCUUAAGGACAACAAAGUCAAGGUAUUGGAGUGGUCAUCACAAAGAACCUGACCUCAAUCCGAUAGGAAAUUUGUGGGCAGAACUGAAAAAGUGUGUGCGAGCAAGGAGGCCUACAAACCUGACUAAGUUACACCAGUUCUGUCUGGAGGAAUGGGCCAAAAUUCCUGCAACUUAUUGUGAGAAGCUUGUGGAAGGCUACUCAAAACGUUUGACCCAAGUUAAACAAUUUAAAAGCAAUGCUACCAAACACUAACAAAGUGUAUGUAAACUUCUGACCCACUGAAGAAAAGAAAAAUAAAUAAAAGAAAAGCUGAAAUAAAUAAUUCUCUCUACUAUUAUUCUGACAUUUCACAUUCUUAAAGUAGUGAACCUAACUGACCUGAGACAGGGAAUUUUUUUCUACGAUUAAAUUACAGAAAUUGUGAAAAACUGAGUUUGAAUGUAUUUGACUAAGGUGUAUGUAAACUUCUGACUUCAACUGUAUUUAUAACGAAUAUGUGUUUCAGUAAUAAAACCUCUUUUUUCGUA